This is a messenger RNA of Austrofundulus limnaeus, 1577 nucleotides long. RefSeq names its product b(0,+)-type amino acid transporter 1. Bases 1 to 1407 code for a protein of 468 amino acids. Gene Ontology annotation, molecular function: L-amino acid transmembrane transporter activity. Lineage: Eukaryota; Metazoa; Chordata; Actinopteri; Cyprinodontiformes; Rivulidae. Gene Ontology annotation, biological process: amino acid transmembrane transport. The record is from RefSeq and is a predicted model, not a curated record. The transcript is spliced from 6 exons. Gene Ontology annotation, cellular component: membrane.
AUGGAAGCCGAGCCGCAGAAACUCAGCCUGAAGCGGGAGGUGGGGCUGAUGGGGGCUGUGUCACUGAUAGGGGGGACAAUGAUCGGAUCUGGGAUCUUCAUGUCUCCGCAGACGGUGAUCUCCUCCRUCGGCAGCCCCGGGGCCAGCCUGGUGGUCUGGGCCUGCUGUGGCCUGCUGGUGAUCACGGUGUCUUUCUGUUACGCCGAGCUGGGCACCGUCAUCACAGAGUCGGGAGGAGAGUACAUCUAYAUCCUUCGGACGUCGGGCCCAGUCGUCGCCUUCAUGCUGGUGUUCAGCUCAGUGUUCUUCGUCAGACCAGCCGGCGUUGCCGGCAUCGCCCUGAGUUUCGCUCAGUACGUCGUGGCUCCUUUCUAUUCUGAGUGCACCCCUCCCGUGCUGGUGGUGAAAUGCGUGGCAGCAGCUGCCAUCAUAGCCUUGGCUGUCGUCAACUGCAUGAACGUUCGCUUUUCUAUGUCGGUGCAGGUGUUUUUCAUGGUGGCCAAAGUUGUGGCCUUGGGGGUCAUUAUCGUCGGAGGGGUGGUGAUGCUCAUCGGGGGCCACACCGGGAGCUUCGAAGACUCCUUCCAGAACACAAAUGUUGGUAUCAACCCCAUCGGUAUCGCUUUCUACCAGGGACUGUGGUCGUACGACGGCUGGAACAAUCUGAACUACGUGACAGAGGAGCUGAAACGUCCCGAGGUAAAUCUUCCCAGAGCGCUGGUCAUCGCCAUCUCUCUGGUGACCGGUUUGUAUCUGCUGGUGAACGUGAGCUAUCUGACGGUCAUGACGCCCAAGGAGCUGAUGACCUCCAAUGCUGUCGCCGUCACCUGGGGGAACAAAGUUUUGGGCUCCUGGGGCUGGAUCAUGUCGGUUGCUGCAGCUCUUUCUGCUUUUGGAUCUCUGAACGGGACAUUCUUCAGCGGGGGCCGAGUCUGUUUUGUAGCGGCCAGAGAAGGACACAUGCCAGACAUCCUCUCCAUGGCCCACGUCCACCGGCUGACUCCAUCUCCGGCGCUCAUCUUCACCACCCUCGUCUCCCUGGUGGUGCUGAUCCCCGGAGAUUUUCAGAGUAUCGUCAACUUCUUCAGUUUCACAGCCUGGAUUUUCUACGCCAUCACCCUGUCCGGACUCAUCUACCUCAAAAUCAAGAAGCCGGAGCUUCCCAGGCCAUUCAGCGUUCCAAUAAUCCUCCCCUUCCUGGUCCUCAUCGCGGCGGUGUUUCUGGUGCUGGCUCCGAUAAUUGACGACCCUCAGAUCGAAUAUCUUUAUGUGACUUUAUUUAUUUUAAGCGGAGCUGUGAUCUACGUUCCCUUCAUCCAUUACAAACUUUGCCCGGGACUGUUGAGCAGGGUGACCACGUUCCUGCAGCUCUUCCUGGAGGUCGCCCCGGCAGAGAAAAACCUGUGACGAGUUUGACUUCUGCAAAGCAGUGCAGAAAACCAGAACACGUGUUUAUGUGGAGUGGGUUUGCACAGAUGCACUUAAUUGUUUAUUAGAAUUUAGGAGAUUUUAUUUAGAAAAUGAAUAAAUUUACUAAUAUGAAUUCUUAUAUAUUUUUAUAUUAAUGUUUAGAGACA